AUGUCCAAAGAGUUUGGUGCCCCAAACAAACGUUCGAGUUCUUGUCUAAGCUCCUCAAGCAUCAUAGUAAAAAUGUGGGUCCUUCUUGAAGGUUCACCGAGAGCUAGGAAGUUGAAUGCUGAUAUAUCUAAAGCUUAUGACUUAGAUGAUUUUGUAUAUAUUCUUCAAGAGGAGUAUGAAGAGUUAAGAGAUGUUAGACCGCAAAAUAUCGUAAUCUUAAAUAACAACAACACACAACUUCAACCAGACACUGACCUCCAAACUCUAACUAAGACAACAACGGCCAAGAACUCGCUCGUUGUUCGCUAUCCUCUCUCAAAUGCAAACAUUAAGGGGACAUUCGUGUACGGACAAAGGCAAACCAAACGCGAAAUACCACAUACUAGUGGUUCAUUUAGCCUUUUGAAAGCUCUCGCUAGAGAAAUUUUCACAGAAUUGGAGAGAGAAGAAAUAUACUUUGUAAAUAACGGAAUGGAUAUUUGGGAUGUACAUAACUUUAAUACUGUAAUAUUUCAAACAACACAAGAUAAUGACAACAAUGUUACGCUAAAGUUAAUUAUUAAAAUCAAGGGCAGAAAAAAGUAUAGUGAUUGGAAUAUCAAAGAUGUGUUUAAGGAUAUAUUAGGACGACCGGAUUAUGAAUCCCUGGGUGAUAUGCCAAGAUUUAAUCUUGAUGAACUUCCUCCGUUAAAGCAUCCAUUCUCUCAGGAAGAGGGCAAUAAAUUCUUUGGGGAGCUUAAAUGUCAUCUUAAUAAUAUCCAGAAAGAAAUUGAAAAUGAGUCGUCGGCUCGUUUUGAGAAAGAGCUGAAGGGAAGUCGUGGGUAUGGAACCAUUGACUAUGCUGUAAAAAUGAUUGAAGUUUUUUUGGUGUUAUGUGAAGAAAAAUUGGAAGACAUGAAACAAAGAAUGGCGCAAAAUAUUGUACAAGUGCACAGUGCAAUGGAACGACUAUCGAAUUCCGGCCAAGCAGAACCAAAAAUGUAUGGGAUAGUUACAACUGGAAAAUUAUGGCGAUUUGUCCGUUGGACUGGAUCAUUAGAUGAACCGGUUGUUCAUAUUUCCGAAGAAUAUACUUGCAAUCUUACUGGUAACUUAGAAAAUGAAAAAGAAAUGGUAAAAUAUAUUGCGCAGAUAAUACAGGCUCAAGUUACAGCAUUUUGUGAUCAUGAUAAUGAAAACAACCUCCAUCUUUCAAAACGUUUAUGUACUGGUCAAAGAAAUGAUAAAUGA
Messenger RNA from Funneliformis geosporum, 1230 nucleotides. NCBI's taxonomy places the organism in Eukaryota, Fungi, Glomeromycota, Glomeromycetes, Glomerales, Glomeraceae. The record is from the annotation of a GenBank genome assembly.